AUGCGCGCGACUUCCAUCAGCACUUCCGUCGAGUUCGGCCUCCGCUUCAUCGGGAUUUGGCCGGGCUUGUCGUAUGGGACCUUCAAUUGGUUCAUGUACAUGACGAGCCUGAUGAUCAUGAUAUACUUUGAAUACGCGUACAUCUUUAAUCACUUUGACAUCAACGACAUCUCGAAUCUCAUCGACGCGCUCAGCAUCGCGUUGUCUUGCAACCUCGGUUUCUUCAAGCUGAUCUCUCUCUGGUUGCAUCGUAGGUUAUUUUACGAUAUCCUGCUAACGAUGGACGAGGAUUGGGGCGACGUUCUCGCACGCGAUCGAUCGGUAUUGCGUAUCAUGUCGCACAAUGCCAAUCUAUCCCGUCGCUACUCGAACGUGUUGAUCAGCCUCACCGCCGCGGUUUGUUACACCGCGUCCAGUUUUACAAGACACUCGGCAGACCUUGACGAGAAUCUCAACGACAGUUUGAGAAUGCUACCUCUAAAGAUGCAGUUUCCUUUCGAGGCUAAUGCCUCGCCGCUCUUCGAGCUUCUAGCGGUCGCUCAAUUCCUUCACGUAGUGUCAAUCGCAGCUUUAGUCGCCAUGAUAAAUUGUUUGAUCAUCACGCUGGUACUUCACGUAAGUAGACAGAUCGAUAUCCUUCGUCGAGAGUUAUUGGCGAUUUGUUACGAUCAAGAUUCGCAGCGCGAUUCGAUCGUCGCGGAUAUCAGACUUCUAAUUAUUCGGCAUCAAAGAAUAAUAAUUUUCGCGGAUAAUAUCGAGGAGCUCUAUUCCGACAUCGCGCUGAUGCAGUUUCUGUCGAAUACCAUAGUUAUUUGUUGCAUUAGCUUCACAAUUAUAAGCUCUCUCACCAAGAACGGAGCCACCGUGGUGCUGUUGAAAUCCGCUAUCUUUUAUGUCGCCAUAACGUUGGAAGCCUUCAUCUUUUGCUUCGUCGGAGAAUAUCUCAGCGCCAAGAGCAAAUCGAUUGGCGAUGCAGUGUACGAAUCGCUCUGGUAUAACAUGACACCCGCCGAGUGUCGGAUUCUAUUAUUUGUGAUAUUAAGAUCGCAGAAAAGAUUGACCAUCACCGCCGGAAACAUUAUGGAUCUCUCUCUGGAAGGAUUUACGGCCGUGAUGAAAGCGUCCGCUUCGUAUAUGUCAGUGCUGCACGCGAUGUAUUAA
Cataglyphis hispanica is the source of this 1161-nucleotide messenger RNA. RefSeq names its product odorant receptor 4-like. Gene Ontology annotation, molecular function: olfactory receptor activity; odorant binding. Gene Ontology annotation, cellular component: plasma membrane. Lineage: Eukaryota; Metazoa; Arthropoda; Insecta; Hymenoptera; Formicidae. Gene Ontology annotation, biological process: sensory perception of smell; detection of chemical stimulus involved in sensory perception of smell. The coding region runs from base 1 to 1161 and encodes 386 amino acids. The transcript has 6 exons. The record is from RefSeq and is a predicted model, not a curated record.